GCACUUGAGGAACAAUAAGAAUCAGCAGCAGGAGAAACUUGCAUUUGGAGGGGGUGUGUUCAGAUCCCGCUGGAGGAGCCAGUAACACCGAGGAUGUGUCAGGGAGCAUGACUGCUGCCGGAAAGGGGCAUGACAUGAUCUGUCAGAAGGCAGUGUCUCUCAUAGUUGACCUCUGUAUGCAGGACAGCCCGCGGCUGGACCUCGACACCUGUGAGGAGUUCCUCUUUCUCAUCUCCAAUCAAGAGUUCAACCACAAAGAUUCGGACAUCACUGUUGGCCUCCCCAUCGGUGUGAUAAUAGCCUGUGGCCUGGCGCUGCUGUUGCUCUCCUCAUUCGUCUCCUGGAGGCUGUGCUGGGUUCCUUGGAGGAACAAAGCCCUCUCGUCAAGUUCUGCGGUCCUCGCCCCUGACGACUGCCCCUCACUUCAUUUACCGUCUCUCCUGCCCAGUCCUCAGCCAUCCGAGGUCGCCAUGGCGACUGAAAAGGAUAAGUAUUCUAUGGCGUCGAUGGGCUUUCUGGAGGCAGCUGUUAAAAUAAGCCGCACGUCUCCCGACAUCCCCGCCGAGGUGCAGCUCUCCAUGAGGGAGCACUUUUUGCGCCGUACACAGCGCAUGCAGAGACAGACCACAGAGCCUGCGUCAUCCACCAGACAUAGUUCCUUCAAACGUCACCUUCCCCGUCAAAUGCAGGUUGGAAGUCUGGACCUGGGAGAUGAUUAUGAUGUGGAUGAGCAGCCAACCAGCAUUGGCCGUAUCAAGCCUGAACUCUACAAGCAGAUGACCACAGAGAACGACGACUCCGACAAUAGUAAAGGCGGCAAAAACUGUGGCAAGAUCAACUUUUCUCUCCGCUAUGACUAUGAGAAUGAGAUGAUACUUGUCAAGAUACUCAAGGCAUUUGAUCUACCAGCCAAGGAUCUUUGCGGCAGCUCCGACCCCUAUGUCAAGAUCUACCUGCUUCCAGAUCGCAAGCAGAAGUUCCAGACACGAGUCCAUCGUAAAACGCUCAACCCCACGUUUGAUGAGUCCUUCCAGUUUCCGGUACCCUAUGAUGAGCUUUCCGCCAGGAAGCUCCAUCUCAGCGUUUUUGACUUCGACCGGUUCUCACGGCACGAUAUGAUUGGGGAGGUCAUAUUGGACAAUCUGUUAGAAGUGUCUGAUCUCUCGAGGGAAACCUCCAUCUGGAGAGACAUUCAGUACGCUACCUCUGAGAGCGUGGACCUUGGGGAGAUCAUGUUCUCACUCUGCUAUCUACCUACAGCAGGCAGAUUAACACUCACAGUCAUCAAGUGCAGGAACCUAAAGGCAAUGGACAUUACAGGAUACUCAGAUCCCUAUGUGAAGGUAUCCCUCAUUUGUGACGGGAGACGUCUCAAAAAGAAGAAGACCACAACAAAGAAAAACACCCUGAAUCCCACUUAUAAUGAGGCUAUUAUCUUUGACAUCCCUCCCGAGAGCAUGGACCAAGUCAGCUUGCACAUCUCAGUCAUGGACUAUGACCUGGUGGGCCACAAUGAGAUAAUUGGUGUGUGCCGUUUGGGCUGUGGUGCUGAAGGUUUAGGUAGAGACCACUGGAAUGAGAUGCUCACAUACCCCCGUAAGCCAAUUGCACACUGGCACUCCCUGGUGGAGCCUAAGAAAUCGGAAAAAGUGUGGAAAGCUAGAACAGCCAGUUUUGACAGUCAGGGGUCUUGCCCCUCCCCCAAACCUCCUGGCAGCCCUUGAUCAGAACCAUAUGUGAACCUACAGGCUCGGCAUCCUCGCUGUAGUCCAUUUGUCUGUCUGAUGAAAACGAGAGCCCUGCUACGGGUUGAUUUAGAUGGUUCCCAAACGUUGAUCUAAGAUCAGACCCUACUAUCUUUGCCCCGAUGUUCCUCAUGUUCAAGCUCUUCCAGUCCUUAUGAUCCUAGGUCAAUUCAUGGAAGUGUUGUACAAAUACUCUACAAAGCCAACUUGUGUUCCUAGAAUAGCUUGGUAUCGUCAGAGAUCUUCCUUUCCAAUAUGAAUUUUCCUGAAGCAUUUGAAAUCCGAUGCGGUGUUCUGCAAGCGGUCUACGUGCAAACAGAAGUUUCCACACAAUGCUACAAACAAAGGUCUUUGUGGAUGAAAGAUUAAAUAUUGGAAGUCCUAAGAAUGAAGUAAAAAAUGUUGGUAGCCUAUAUAAAAUAU
This is a messenger RNA of Rhinichthys klamathensis goyatoka, 2168 nucleotides long. It is a transcript of the gene syt6a, whose product is annotated as synaptotagmin VIa. The record is from RefSeq and is a predicted model, not a curated record. Gene Ontology annotation, cellular component: membrane. Gene Ontology annotation, molecular function: calcium-dependent phospholipid binding; phosphatidylserine binding; syntaxin binding. The transcript has 7 exons. Bases 108 to 1724 code for a protein of 538 amino acids. Gene Ontology annotation, biological process: calcium-ion regulated exocytosis; regulation of dopamine secretion; regulation of calcium ion-dependent exocytosis. Lineage: Eukaryota; Metazoa; Chordata; Actinopteri; Cypriniformes; Leuciscidae.